Salpingoeca rosetta is the source of this 1539-nucleotide messenger RNA. RefSeq lists its product as uncharacterized. The coding region runs from base 118 to 1539 and encodes 473 amino acids. The record is from RefSeq and is a predicted model, not a curated record. Lineage: Eukaryota; Choanoflagellata; Craspedida; Salpingoecidae. The transcript has 7 exons.
CAGCCAACGCUUCUUGCUAUCAUCCCCAACAGCACAACACACAGACAGACGAAGGAACAUCAACCAACGCACAGCUGUCAAGGCAGCGACAACAACAGCCAACAAGCCAACAAGAAGAUGGGAGCGUGGGUGUUCUUCGAUGAGCUUGUGCUCUCCGUCAUCGUGUUGGUGGCAGUGGGGUUCUGUGUCAUUAGCGGGAUUUCCAUUGGUGUGAAGCACAAGCUGAAGCACACACUGUGGACAUGGUCUCACCUUGGACCCUGGUGGUACAUCGGCGGGCUAAUUGUUAUUGGCGUCACCUCCAUCGGCUUCCAAAGGACAGGCACCGCGACCACCGCAUGCAGCAUCAAUGGGGCGUUCAUGUACAUUGGCGUGGCCAUUGCGGCGUUCUCGUGCCACCACUUGCUGGUGCAUCACACGCUGUCGUGCGUGUGCGCGCAAACCUGGGCCCCGCCAGCGUGGGCGGCAUGGCUAUUUCGCCACUUUGUGCUGCUGCACCACGUCAUCACAUGCGUCCUGCCCAUCUUGCUGGCGGCCGCAAUGAAUGCGGUGGAUCCGGCCGUGUUCGCCACCGCAACCACGUGCUCCUUCAACACACGCGCUGGCGCCGCCUUCAUUGGGCUGGUGCCCCUCUUCUUCGUGGCACUGAGCAUGGUGCUGCUUGUCGUCCUGCACAUGACCCGCAGCACGACCGCGGGCUGGGUCAGCCGCAGCCACGCCGCCAUGUAUGCAGUCCUUGGCAGCUUGCUUGCGUUGCAAAUCGGCACCAUUCACGCCCUCAACAGCACGCCCACGUCAGAGUGGCAGGUCAUUCACAUCACCGCAUUCAUCGUCCAAUCGUGCUUGGUGUUGGUUGUGUCCACCAUCUGGACCAUGGCGCCCGUCUCCCGUCACCAACAGCGCGCGAGCAUUGAGGGAAAACGAGGCGGUAAACGCAGCCAGCACACGUCUGCUGCUUCAGUGGAUCACCGCACAACAGCCGUGGGCUCACGUCAGGCCUCAUAUUUGAUGGCCAACAACGGUGCGCCAGAGACGAACGACGAUCUUCCAUUUGAGUGGGACGACGCAGCGUCCACCCCCUCGUUCAACAGCAAACUCAGCCAUCACAUUGACGGGUACACGCCCAUGUCCACCCCGAAACCGAUGCCUGCUGUUGGCCCCCGGCCCGUCGCACCACCAAAGAAGCCUGUUCGCCGACACCGCGUGAAACAGCAGCAACAGCAGCAAAUGGGUGUGCAGGGCCCUGAAUAUGCGUCGUCUCCACUGCAUGCUGAAGAGCAUUCAGACGGCGCCGUGUACUAUGCAAUGAACGAGCUGCCGCGGCCACCGCCAGCAGCAACCGCGUACGCAGGAGCUGGGACAGCAGCAGCUCAGCAGCAGCACGCGGGCGGGGUGGCACUAUCGCCUUAUGUUCCGAUUGAGAUGACGCGGCGGGAUGCUGCGGGUGUGCGGCCCAUUCACCUCCCACGCCCCGCACAGCAGAAGCCGCUCGUCAUCACCGAGCGCAUGUCGCCCACAACCAGGAAACACCAGCUGUAG